This is a messenger RNA of Botrytis porri, 883 nucleotides long. RefSeq lists its product as uncharacterized. Bases 179 to 517 code for a protein of 112 amino acids. The transcript has 2 exons. The record is from RefSeq and is a predicted model, not a curated record. NCBI's taxonomy places the organism in Eukaryota, Fungi, Ascomycota, Leotiomycetes, Helotiales, Sclerotiniaceae.
UUGAAACGGCCAUAAUGUAGGCACCGAGGCUGCACAGUUUGACCCCUACAUACAUCCUCUGACAUUGGGGUCAAAUAUCUUAUCUCAUCCUUCUGCGGUUUCCUUUUCUUUCUCUUUCUCUCCACUCUCCACUCUCCACUCUCCACUUUGGAGUUCUCAAUCAAGAUCUCUUCUCAAAAUGCUUUUUCCCUUUCUCCUCACAUUCAGUCAAUCAGGCAUCGACCACGACCGUAUUUCCUUCGGCGCAGGAUUCGGUCUACCUAGUAUUUUCACCUACUCUCCAUGUGGAACAACAUUCCCUCAAUGGCUCACUCAAUGGAGGUACAAUGAUCGUGAAAACACCAUUCGAAAAAUCAUCUGCGUGACUGGAUUAUUACUUCACAUUCUGUUGAAUCUAUUUUAUAUCACGGGAUGGGGAAGCUUAUGGAUUCUGUGGGGAAUUCUAAGUGCCUCGUUUAAUUUUUGGUUUGUGUGUAUUGGGUUUUGGUGGUUGAAUAUUAUGAGAGGAGAGAGGUAGGUUUAUGGGAGAAGAGCAACAAGACAACACUUCGAUAUGAUCAUAGCGUUUCUCCUCGUCGUAUUUACCUUCUCAUUUAUUCUAAAAUCAAUCACGGGAUUGAAUUCGCGUGGAGCGAUUUAUUUCUUUAAUGAUUGGUGGUCGCCUCUUUGGGGAUUGGCGGAUAUGUUGUGUCCACUUGCUGGAUGGGUUAGUACUUGGGAAGGAAUUGGAGUGGUCAAUUUGGCAUAGAGCGUGGAUGUUAUCUAGGGGGGUGGGGCAUGGAUUCCGGAAACUAGGACUCUUGGCUCGUCUGAAGUCUGGACUUUUACCGUGAAGAGUGGAUCACGAAAAUAGAAUUGACUGAAUCUAGGAUUGCAAAUGACU